AGAGGAGUAAAACUCACAGCCCAGCUCCACAGCAGGUCUGAGAAAUCCCUAAUUCACGUCAAGAUUUUUAAUGGUUGAGAACAGAUGGGCAUAUAUUAAAUUCCUGUUGAUUUGCAAAGCCACUCUGAAUGCAGAAGGAAUAAGAUCUAUUUUGAUACCUGCUCCAAAGGGAAUGAGGUAUGGCUGCUCAGCCAGAAGAAUCAGAUCCUGAACUUGAACAUAAGGAUAGGACUGCAGCAGAGAUGGAAAGCAAUCAGGGGGAUGAUGAACUGCCAUGUCCUAGUAAUUACACUUCUUGGAAGGAGUGCUUUCAUGAAAAGGUACAACAAAGGUGUCUGAGUCUGCAGGAGACCAAGGUGAGGUUGGUUCAAGCACAAAAAGCAGAAGAAGCAAAGGUGAGGAGGAGAGAACCUGGGGACUGGCUGGCCAGAGAGUGGUACAACGAGGAGAAGGAGACCCUCGAUACUCGCCUCUAUCUGCUCGACAGCCUCCUCCCUACACUAAUCCCAGGAGUAGAACAUUUGUUAAUGGAGGUGGAAAGAAACCAUGUGCUUGUAUCAGACGAAAAACCAACCAGAUUUAACCCUGUUAAUCAUCUUGGAGAGUACCUGAUGAGGCAUAACCCUCAGUAUAAUGUUCCUACGAAACCAGGCCCAUACCUGAGAGAAAUGAAGGUGGUUUCUGAGGACCUCAAAUCUUUGAGGCCAGGUACAUCACAGAGGCUGAUCCAGAUGAGGGCUGAGGCAAAGAACAAACGUGAGGAAAGGGAGGAGGUGGAAAGACAGAAGGCUGAGGAGACAGCGAGGAGAAAGGCGGUGUUGGCAGCUCUGUUCAAGGAGUGGACAGUGGAUGGUGAUUACAGAAUCCCAGCAGCACUGGUUCAGAGUACGGUGCGGUUUUUUCCAGAUGUCACUGAUUCUAUUCCUGAAGAUAUGAGAAAAGCAACCCAUGAAAGGAAGCUGAAAAUCUUAAAUACACUGGAAAAAACAGUAAACAUAAAUGAGUUCACAAAGCUUGUCCUUUCCUACACUGAACAUGUUUCAAGUGACAAAUUCCAAGAAAUCAUGGAUUAUCUCCAUAAAUGUGCUGCGGACUUCCAAGAAGCAACAAAACAUGACACGCAGAGGCAAAUUUUCACUAACCUCUUCAAAGUUUGUGAUUAUAGAAAGGUUGGUGUUUUGGAUAGACAAAAAAUACUGGCCCUGCUGAGAGACUUCUACGACGGAAGUGUCAUGAUUGAUGAGCGGGAAUUUUGGAACCCCAGAGAAUGGCCAAUAAUUGAGCUGCAAGAUAUUAAACUUAUGGAUUUCUGGGGAAACCUUGGUGACAAGAAAGUUUAUGAGGAACCCAGUGAAAAUUUGGUCUUGUCUCAAACAGAAAUUUCUGAGGGAGAGAUUUUAGGACAUGAACCUGUAGAUGAUGAUAGGCAAGAGACUGACAGAAUGAGCACCAGUGUUACAGAGGGAUUUGUUGAAGCUACUGAUUUGGAUGGAGAUACCAUUUACAGUGAGAAAUCCACCCAUGAAGACACCAAAACUGAGAGGGAGGCUGAACCUGAAACUGUAGUCAGACAGGAGGAAGCUCUCCCAGGAUCAGCCUCUGCUGAGAACAGUCUCAGUAUAGAUGGGGAACCUGGAUCAGGAAAAUCAGAGGAAUCCAUCCUGGGUAGAGAGCCUGAGAUAGAAACAACACCAGAGGGAGAUCACACCUCAGCCACAGAACCUGAAUCAGGAAAAUCAGAGGAAUCCAUCCUGGAUAGAGAGCCUGAGAUAGAAACAAAACCAGAGGGGGAUCACACCUCAGCCACAGAACCUGAAUCAGGAAAAUCAGAGGAAUCCAUUCUGGAUAGAGAGCCUGAGAUAGAAACAACACCAGAGGGAGAUCACACCUCAGCCACAGAACCUGAAUCAGGAAAAUCAGAGGAAUCCAUUCUGGAUAGAGGGCCUGAGAUAGAAACAAAACCAGAGGGAGAUCAUACCUCAGCCACAGAACCUAGAUCAGAAGGGCAAGUUAGUCAAGAGGACAGUGGGGUUACAGAGACAGCACCUGAAGCUACAAGCACAGCCUCAGGAGAUGGAGCUGUGACAGACAUGGAUGUCACUGAUUCCCAACAGGACACUCCAGCUGCAGAGGCUGUGCAAGAAGCCCCUGCAAGCAACCAGAGCCAGUCUGACCAAGAGACAAGCUCAGGGACAAGACUGCAGGGUGAGGACCUUCUGCCUGACCGGGGUAAAGACUCAGGUCCCAGCGUGGCAAAGAUUCAGAACCGUCAGGAUUCUUGUACUAAGAGUUCCUUUGCUGCAAGCUGCCUCACCCUGCCACAGUUUGUGCAGCUCAUGGACAAUUUUGUUGGUGAAGGCAUUUCUCUGCCUAUUGUGAAGAGGCUUACUGCAUUUAUCAAACAAGAAUACAAACAGACAGAAGAGGAAAGAAAGAAACUACUAGAAAAAGUUCAGCGCAUGUCUCACAUGACCCAAAGGAGGGUGCUUUUGGAGGCACUUUUUGAAAAGUGGGACAGCAGUGCAUGUGGGUCUCUGGACCUGGAAGAGGUGGUUGCUGUUCUGAGAACAUUCAAGGGAGGCAUGGGAAAACAGGCCUUGAUGAAGGCAAGGGAACAGCUUUGCUCCCAAUACCCACAGCUCAGUAGAGUGGGGAAGCUCUCCCCAAAGGCAUUGCAGACCUUCCUUGAGUUAAUUGCUGCCACGUUCCCUGGCAAUGAGGAUGAGACUUUUGAUAACUUGGUGAGAUUCCUGACCACAAGUGUGGAACAAAGUGUGGAACAAAGUGUGGAACAAAGUCACACCAAGAGCUUGCAAAGCUCAGCCAGGAGGAAAUGGCUGCAGGAUAUCCAGCAAGCGGCUGAGAGCAGCGUAACAAGCUUGGAACCAGUGUACAAAGCAGUGAUUAAGGCCCUGUCCCAGGACAUGGAAGCCCAUGGGGAUAACAAGAGGAUCAGUGCAUAUAUUGCCUUUUUGGAAGAGAACCAGCUCCCCCCAGAGCAGGGAGAGAUUCUCCUGCGCUACGUGGCCUGUACUGCAGAUGAUGCUCCCCUUGUCCUAAACCAAGAACUGCACAGAGACAUGAAAGGAAUCAGCUUUGCAGCCAUUGACCAGGGAAAGCCAAUCCAUGUUCCAAGAGUUCAGCUCCAUGGAAACAUUCACUUCUGGAACUCUGACCGCCCUGUGGAGGAGAGUAUAGGUUCAUUCCUGGUGCUGCCCCUGUAUGAUGCUCAUUGGAGAGUUUUUGGCAUUCUAGGACUUGACACUCUUCGGGACCACUCUGAGAAAUCCUUCUUCCAGAUGCAUGAGAUCACUUUCUAUCAGGGAGUUUGCCAUGCAUUCAGCAAAGCCUACCACUACAUCUGUGUGCGGGAAAAUGUCCUACAAGUGGCUGUCACUGCUCUGGACUGGCUGUACCCCAGGACACCCAGCAUCCACGCUGUCACAACCUACCUGGUGGCACCUGGCAAAGACGAGGAAUAUGCUCUGUGCAAGGUGAUCACUACAGAUAACACAGGACAAAAGGAAAUCCCCAGCUCUCCUGUUGUUCUCCUCAGAGAGGAAAACCUCCUCAGAGAUUACCUGUUCAAGUGCACAGAGAGCUCAGAGGUCACUCUCACUUCUGUCUAUGGAGAACACCACAUUGCAGUGCCUCUCCAUGACCUAUCAAGACAAACUCUUGCCAUAUUUGAUAUCAGCAUCGGACAGCACAAGAAAUUACCUCCUGAGGAACAGAAAAACCUGCAGAGAAUGCUAAAGAUGGCCCAAGCUGCCUGCUCGGAGAUCCUGCAGAGGUCUCUAGAGGAAACAGAACCAACACAAGUGCUGGAGGCAGAACGUGUGGCAAAUGUGAGGCACGGAGGGAUUCUGUUCUACCGGUUCAUGCUGCAGGAGCUGCGUGAGUGUGUCCAGGAACUCAGUGCCAAGAGCUUUGCUGGAAUAAAGAGCUGUGCAGAACCCCCAGCUCUGGUACAUGAUGUAGUUAAAGCUGUGCUGCUGCUUUUGCAUCCAGACUGGAAGGAAUCAGAGGAGACUGAGAGCUGGAGUCAGUGUAAACUGAAACUUAAUGACAAUUUGAUUCAGGAGAUUUAUUGCUUUGAUCCAACUGCUUCAUCUGUGCAAGUUCAAGCAGAGCUGCUGCUGGAGCUCAUCUCUGAUGUCCCUCAAGCAGAGGUGUGGCAGCAGGACUCUGCUCCAGCUGAAUACCUGUACCAGUGGUUUCACACCUGCCUGGCGCUCGUGGACAUCACAAAGAGCCAAAACACUGAAAUAAAACAAACUUAGCCCCUUUUGGCAUCCAGUUCUAGU
Messenger RNA from Catharus ustulatus (Swainson's thrush), 4307 nucleotides. It is a transcript of the gene EFCAB5, whose product is annotated as EF-hand calcium binding domain 5. The coding region runs from base 180 to 4283 and encodes 1367 amino acids. The transcript has 19 exons. Lineage: Eukaryota; Metazoa; Chordata; Aves; Passeriformes; Turdidae. The record is from RefSeq and is a predicted model, not a curated record.